Molecule: messenger RNA, 1227 nt
Organism: Blepharisma stoltei
Lineage: Eukaryota; Ciliophora; Heterotrichea; Heterotrichida; Blepharismidae
Source: the annotation of a GenBank genome assembly
AUGUUAAUUGUAUUCCCCAUUAUAAUGGACAAAAAGAUAGUCGCAGUUGCUUGUGAAAAUUUAGGCAUCAAAAAUAUCACUUCUGACGCCUCAGCCACCCUAAUCAACGACUCUGAGAUGCGAAUUCGCCAAGUAAUUGGUCUGGCUAUCAAUUUUAUGAAAAGAAGCCACCGGUCUCAGCUGCAAUCUAAAGACAUCAAACGCGCAAUGAAAUUAUGUGGACUUGACGUAAUCCAAACUUAGAACAUUUAUGGCUUUCCAAGCAGCGUCCCUUUAAAGUACAAAAAUCUGCCAAAUGACGAAGAUGCCUGGAUUAUUGACGAUGCAGAAAUCCAGCUUUCCGAGUUUUUGACUAGUAAAAUCUCCCCACCUUUUGAUGUAUCUUUGCAUUCCCAUUGGCUCGCUAUCAAUGGAAAAGUCCCAAAUAUCCCUGAAAACCAUACAGAAAACGUCGUAGAAGAAGAAAUCAAAGAAAAUGUCCCGAACGACAAAAUUUUGAUUGGGAAUGUCACACAUCAGCUGUCACUGCAGCAGCAGCUGUAUUAUAAUACCAUUUUAGAGUCCUUGCAGACAGGGAAAAAGCUGCAGGUGGCGCUUGAUUCUUUGUAUAAUGAUUCGAGCAUUACACAAGUGGUACCUUAUUUGGCAAGAUCUUUUUACCAAUUGGUCUUUGAGAGCAACUCUUUAGAAUUACUAGACAGAGCUAUGAAAAUGCUGGGGGCGCUGGCACUGAAUCCGCAUCUAAAUUUAGAGCCUUAUCUUCACCAAAUAAUCCCAACUUUGCUUUCUGGAGUUGUGAGGACUAAUUUAUUAGAAGAGGGGCAUUGGGUGUUUAGAAGGAAUACAGCAGAUAUAGUAGCAAAAGUAUGUGAGAAAUAUAUACAAUAUUAUGAUGACUUAAAAGCUAGGGUUAUUCAGCUUUAUGUUAGUGUACUAGAAGAUCCCUCAAAGCCAGCGUGCACUCAUUAUGGAGCGAUACAAGGGAUUAAUGCUUUUGGAGCACAAACAGUCAAAACUGUCCUGGUUUCACUACUGGGUGAAUAUAUACCGCAUGUGCUUGAGCCGAGAUUGAGAAGCCAGGACUCGUUUAUGUGGAAUCAAGUAAAAGGAGCUUUAAUUGUAAGGGAUAUUUAGGAGGGAUGUAGAAAGGUAGUUAAAGAAAACCCAGCAGCUUAUUCAGGAUUAGAAGAAUUUUUUGGAAAUGAGCUGGCUAUUAUAGAAAGUUAA